Molecule: messenger RNA, 2184 nt
Organism: Suillus clintonianus
Lineage: Eukaryota; Fungi; Basidiomycota; Agaricomycetes; Boletales; Suillaceae
Exons: 7
Coding region: 1-2184 (727 amino acids)
Source: RefSeq, a predicted model, not a curated record
AUGAAUACAGAUUUACAUGCCUCAUAUCUAAGCCUUUCAGAGGAUGGCAAACCUACGCCUUCUGAAGCGAAAGAGAGCACAUUUGUUACACAUGACAAAACAUCAAAGUCUCGGACAUCAAGGAAACAUUUUCCAUACCCCCCCAAUCCAGCUCCAUUGGAGCUUCGUUAUGCAGCUCGGAUGAUGAAGUCCAAAUUCCAACCAGAAUUCUCGUUGGAAGCAACACAGAAGUUUCAAGAACAGUUGGAGAGCGGCCUUUCUCAAAUGACGACUGCAACCUUGUACAAAGGAUACAAGGCCAAGCUCGCAAGUCGCGAGGUUGCGCGCCAACGCAUGGUGUUGGCGACGUGGGAAAUUGACGAGGCUGCACAGUAUGAAGAAUUCCUCAUUGCCAUCUAUGGUGAAAACGAACAACGGUUCAAGAUGGCGGAUGGGGAAUUGCACGGCUUUAGGAGGAUUUUUUCACAGCGUGGGCAGGCGGAACUUGAGGAUGAUAGAAAAUAUCUUCAAGCUGUCUUUGAAGACGAAUGCGAGAUCCUCCGCGUCGCUAGUGCCCAAACUGACCAGGUUGCAACCCUCCUCAAUUCACGUGUUAAACAUGCAUUUUUGAAACCUGCUGCGGCAUUUCCUCUUCACCCUAAUGGUGGACUCUCCUGCAUCGGCACUAGGGAACCCUCUGAACACUCAGAUCCAGAUUUGAGUGAUGGGUCUUACGCAGACCUGCCCCCAGAUGAUUCGGAUCAUGACUCUGAGGAUUCAGUUUUUGCCUCCAUUCCCCAUCUGUCAUUUAUUUGCUUCCAGCAAAGUAUGCAGCCGCCGGAUGACAAUGAAUAUCCACACUUCCCUGGCCAGCUUCAAGACAGGUUCUCGUUGUCAGACUAUGCAGAUAGAAAUCCGAAUUUAAACGAUCAACUUGAAGCAGAUGAUGAGGGGGACCCACUUUCAAGGUUCCUCCGUAUGACCGACCCACAAUAUGCAACGACUACAAGUAGUCUAAAAUCGCUAACGUCCGAGAUGGAUGCUCCACCCCCCACGCCAUCGUCUAGCACACUUGAACCACUUGACGCUGGUGAUGGUGUCUAUCCAUAUGCAACAACUAAUAGUCUACAAUUGCUCACGCCCGAGAUGGAUGCUCCACCCCCCGCGCCGUCAUCUAGCACCAGCAAACCACUUGAUGCCGGUGAUGACGUCUACCCUGUAAUCCCUUACUCCGCCCAACUCGACUCUUUAUACAACCCGCCAGUUCCCCAGAUGCUGGCAGGGUCGUCACAGCAUCCUGAGAGAAAUCAUCGCCCUCGACCCUCCUUCACGCCAUAUUUCAUACCUGAACCCAGGGUCCUUCGGCCACCUGAGCCAACAGCUCCGAUGGCUGCCCUCGCUAUCCCAUCCACGAUUGCUGCCCCUGUUGCUUCACGGCCAAGCACACUGGUCCCUUUGUCACUCAAGUUUGUUGCUAUGCAGCCAGGAAUUACUGCUAGCGGAGUUGCACCAGCGGCCCCUGCCAUCUUUCCUGGUCCUGCUGCUGUGCAGCCAACUACACCAGCCCUCAUUAACGUCAAUUCCCUUGUCAAAAAACAGAUCCUCAAUUCUGCAAAAAGAAGAAUCUUACGAUUCUUCUUGACGGCAUCUGCAAUGGCCGGUACUGAUGGUGAGAGGGCGGCGCUUGUUUCUCUCGCGAUUUCAGAGUCGUCUUCCAUGCCAGGUAUGAAUGUUACAAUCCGAACGACAAGUAGUGAACGUCAGCAGGUGACAGCCGCCUGGAACGGCUGUUUUCGGAAGCUAUUGGACAUGGUACGGAGUUGUCUCGCCUUGGGCUACACUUUCUACCCCCCGCUAGAGUCCAAUCUCCAACCAGUCCAAUUUCGGGGUCGUGUCAUAACCGCAUUGAUUAACGACACUCGUAACCCGUUGGCCUUCAUGAAUAGGUUUACGGUCGACGCAAGCGGGCAUGUCACCAUACUUGACGGGGUUCUCGACAAUCCCCUGAUUUUUCAUGUUGCCGUUCAAUUCAUAUGGUGUAGCGACCUCGGUAUCUCACAAUUCCUCUCCACCUCGGCGUUACAUCGACAUCAACAACUCAACUACGCCUUUGGUGCUAUUGGUGCAGCUGUGAAAUUAGCUGCUGCGGGAGCAGAUUCCCCAUCCACCAGUCAUCCUGCCAUUCACGCAACACGAAGGGAGUGA